UAUGCGACAGGAGGAUUUUGUUGAUUGAUACUACCAUAAAAAACUCUAGUUUAGUUGAAUAGUUGGUGUGUGCAUGCUGUGGUCGUGUUGUGGUGGAAGGCUUGUCGUGCACAACUUACAAUCCUUCUCCAAGAAGUGUAUACAAUGCAGAAGUCUUAUGAAGCAGUCAUUAUCUAAACAAGAAGAUUAACCACUUCCAGGCUGGUUCUACUCCGGUUUCUGUCCACACGUUGUGCGGCUGUGACAGUAACACACACAGUGACAAUGGGUAAGACUCAACGCCAGGCAAAAACUAAGUCCGAAUUCGGUACAGCAUCGGCAUCCUCAUCGUCAGCUGAGGUUAGUCCCAAGACGUCUAGAAAAAGAAGCCGUCGAUCUAGUUCCAGUAAGAGCAAGAAGAGUCACAAAAGGAGCAAACAUGAAAAGACAAAGACGAGAAGAAAAAACUGGUCUGCUGAUUUGGACAAGAGGUUUAAGAUAAUGAAGUCAGCUGUGGAAGAUGUCAUAGAGAACAAGAUGACAAUACGCAACGCCGCAGAGAAAUGGGAUGUGAAGCGUUCUACACUGGCUGACCGUGUCUCGGGUAAAGUUGGCAUCGGUAGAAGAAGCGGUCCACCAUCAAUCCUAACCAGGGCAGAGGAACAGAUGCUGGCAGAGUGGAUUAUAAGUAUGGCCCAUCGAGGCUACGGAGUCAACAAGAAGAAACUCCUGAAGACUGUAAAGAAGAUUUUGGACAAGGACAAGCGGAAGACGAUUCUUAAGAAGCACCGGAACAUGCCUGGGAACAAGUGGUACCGUCAGUUUGUGAAGAGGAACCCGCAAGUUGGAAUGGUAUCAUGUAGCCAGGGUAGGCUCAAGAUGGAUUUAACCAGUGAGAACCUACCCCAGCCAACUGCUGGUGUGAAUAUCGAAGCCCUUAAAACUCUUGAAGCGAUGGUUUCAGACACGGACACUGACAGCGAGUACGAGUCGGACUCUGAGGCCGAAUCAGAGGAAUCGGAGGAGAGCGAGGCUGAAUCGGUGUCGCAGAGUUUGAACCAGAAUGGUUUCGGAACUGAAGUGGAGGUUGUCCCAGAAUCGGAAGUGUACCAAGAAUUGGACGAUGAAACGCUACUUGAAUUAACAGUGGAGCCUGUCAUUUCAGUCGGCAAUACAGUCACAAUCACAACGUCAGAGUGAAUAUAGUUAUUCUAUCUGGUACAGGCUGUCCUUAAAAACUCAGCAGUUUUCUGUGUCUGGCUAAAAGGAUCUAUUAACUGGUAAUUACACAAGUCCAUCACCUUUUUCACUGGUCCAUAAUUCCAAAUGAACUAGGGAUGCUUUUCAACACUGAAGUAGCCAGUUUCCAGUUGGACCCGGGGUGAAUCUUGACUAGUGCUCUACCUUAACAGUGCUCCACUGGCAAACUACCAGUUCAAACACCCGAGUACCAGUCAGAUUUAACUCCCAGUGGAUUGUAUACUUCCUGCAAAUGCGAUACCAAUUUUGAAGGUUAAUUUGCAACAGUAGACUUGUGCUCAAUUCCUGCAAAACAUUCGUUGCGAAACAUCUCUGUGACGUCACAAUUUGCAUCACAUUCGCAGGAAGUAUCAUCCGGCUUUAGUCUUUUCAGCAUUAAAGACAGUGGACACUUUUGGUAAUUGUCAAAGACUAGUCUUCACAGUUGGUUUAUCUCAACAUUUGAG
This is a messenger RNA of Asterias rubens (European starfish), 1685 nucleotides long. RefSeq lists its product as uncharacterized. Bases 265 to 1179 code for a protein of 304 amino acids. Lineage: Eukaryota; Metazoa; Echinodermata; Asteroidea; Forcipulatida; Asteriidae. The transcript has 2 exons. The record is from RefSeq and is a predicted model, not a curated record. Gene Ontology annotation, molecular function: DNA binding.